AUGGCUCGUGCAGCAGCGGUGACAACGAUAGCAAUAGUAGUGGCAAUGACAAUGGUGGCUAGAACGCCGAGGGAGGUGACAGCAAUGACUUGCGCGGAGGUGGACUUCGAUUUGCUGCCAUGCCUGAGCUAUAUAAGAAACGGUGGGGACGUGCCGUCGGAUUGCUGCAAUGGACUAAGCGGCCUGGUAAAUGCGGCGAAGACGACGGACGACCGUCGCACCGCCUGCAACUGCCUCAAGUCUUUGGCUUCGGGUGCAUCAAAUGAUGAGCUCAGCCGUGCCGCUGUUAUCCCGGACAAGUGUGGCAUUCCUCUCCCUUACAAGUUCAGCCCAUCCACAGACUGCUCCAAGUAA
Molecule: messenger RNA, 354 nt
Organism: Phalaenopsis equestris
Lineage: Eukaryota; Viridiplantae; Streptophyta; Magnoliopsida; Asparagales; Orchidaceae
Product: non-specific lipid-transfer protein 1-like
Exons: 1
Coding region: 1-354 (117 amino acids)
Biological process (GO): lipid transport
Cellular component (GO): membrane
Molecular function (GO): lipid binding
Source: RefSeq, a predicted model, not a curated record